ACCAAAAGUCUCACUCACCCUCUCUGCACUCACUUAAAAUUGAAAAGAUCGGUGCAACCGUUUAUGAGCCCUAAUUUUCUGUUCCCUCACGAGUCAGGAGAACUGAACUCAGCUCCUUCUAAGGUAGAAGAUCGGAAGGCGAAGAAGAGAAGCAAAAGUUCAAUUCUAGAAGAAGAUUACACAAAGCUGGACUAAGAAUUCCAGUCAAGAGAUGCCGGACUAUGAAGGCAAUGGAGAAGACAUAGACAAUUACGCCGGCGGCUCUUCUCUGCCUCCCAAAUCCAGAAGCAGCCAUGGUCCUACCCCGGACGAUUACAGCGACUCCAAGUCUCAGCAUAGUUCUCGUGAGAACGAAAAAAAUAGGGAUUCAUCAAGAAGCAGGGAAAAGGAUAGGGAGAGAGGGCGUGAUAAGGACCGGGACAGGGACAGGGAUAGGGAUAGAGGCAGAGAUCGGGACAGGGAUAGGGACAAGGACAGGGAUAGAGAGAGGGAGAAGGACCGUGAUCGUCAUCACAGAGACCGCCAUAGGGAUCGGAGCGACAGAAGGGAGAAGGAGAGGACCAGAGAUAGAGAUGAUGAUGAUCGUCACCGAACUCGAGAUUAUGACCAGCAAAGAGAACACGACAAAGAUAGAGAGAGUCGGCAUAGACAUAGGUCUCGCUCAAGGGGUAGAUCUGAGCACAGAUCAAGGUCUCGAUCGCGUUCUCGAUCCAAGAGCAAAAGGAUCAGUGGUUUUGAUAUGGCACCUCCUACCUCUGCAAUGUUACCUGGCAUUACGGCUGCUGCAGGUCAAGUUCCUGGGACCAACCCACCAAUUCCUGGAAUGUUUCCUAACAUGUUUCCUUUAGCAUCGGGCCAGUUUGGAGCUCUUCCUGUUAUGCCGAUCCAGGCAAUGACACAGCAGGCUACCAGGCAUGCUCGGCGAGUUUAUGUUGGUGGACUUCCGGCUCAUGCAAAUGAACAGUCUGUUGCGACCUUCUUUAGUCAUGUUAUGUCUGCAAUUGGAGGAAACACAGCUGGUCCAGGGGAUGCUGUUGUCAAUGUCUAUAUAAACUAUGAAAAGAAGUUUGCUUUUGUUGAAAUGAGAUCAGUAGAGGAAGCUAGUAAUGCCAUGGCAUUGGAUGGCAUUAUAUUUGAGGGCGCACCCUGUAAGGUCAGAAGACCGAGUGAUUACAAUCCUUCUCUGGCUGCUACUCUUGGUCCUAGCCAACCAAACCCAAACCUCAACCUGGCAGCUGUUGGAUUGAGCCCAGGUUCUGCUGGAGGGCUGGAAGGUCCUGAUCGUAUUUUUGUUGGUGGUUUGCCCUACUAUUUCACAGAAGCACAGAUUAGAGAGCUGUUAGAGUCUUUUGGUCCACUUAGAGGAUUUGAUUUGGUCAAAGAUAGAGAAACUGGGAACUCAAAAGGCUAUGCCUUCUGUGUCUAUCAGGAUGUCUCUGUUACUGAUAUUGCUUGUGCAGCUCUUAAUGGGAUUAAGAUGGGUGAUAAAACCCUUACUGUUAGGCGUGCUAACCAGGGUACAACACAACCUAAACCCGAGCAAGAGAGUGUAUUGUUGCAUGCACAACAGCAGAUAGCUUUGCAGAGACUCAUGUUACAACCUGCUACAUUAGCCACAAAGGUCCUGAGCUUAACAGAAGUCGUUAGUGCAGAUGAGCUCAAUGACGAUGAGGACUAUCAAGAUAUUUUGGAAGACAUGAGAACUGAAUGUGGGAAAUUUGGAUCUCUGGUGAAUGUUGUUAUUCCACGUCCAAGUCCUAAUGGCGAGCCCACACCAGGGGUUGGAAAGGUAUUUUUGGAGUAUGCGGAUGUCGACAGUGCCAGCAAAGCUAGGCAAAGUUUGAAUGGAAGAAAAUUUGGUGGCAACCAAGUUGUUGCUGUCUUCUAUCCAGAAAACAAGUUCUACGAGGGGGACUAUGAUGCGGCUAGAAUCAGUCUUGGAAAGAAUGUUCCAAUGGAUUAGAAGGUGUUCCUAUUACCCGCAGGUCGCCCAACUGUUACAGUAGAGAUUGGUUAUGUAAUAAUUAAGGAUCUUUCAAUAUUUGACUGAUGUUUAUCUAUACAUGAUAUUUACUGGGAUUUCUUUGACAAACGAAAGUUGCAAGUCGAUGCCGCUCGGCUGGAUUCUGUCUC
This is a messenger RNA of Nicotiana tabacum (common tobacco), 2133 nucleotides long. RefSeq names its product splicing factor U2af large subunit B. Gene Ontology annotation, biological process: mRNA processing. Lineage: Eukaryota; Viridiplantae; Streptophyta; Magnoliopsida; Solanales; Solanaceae. The record is from RefSeq and is a predicted model, not a curated record. Gene Ontology annotation, molecular function: RNA binding. Gene Ontology annotation, cellular component: nucleus.